CCCGCCGCCGCCGCCCGGCAGGCCGCGCUGCCGGAAGUUCCGGGCUGCGGCCGUGCGGGAUAAACAGUAAUGGCCGAGGCGGUGGCGCUGGGCACGGCGGCGGGCGCCGCGGCGGCGGUAGCAGCGGUGGCAGCGGCGGCAGCAGCCUUGGGGCCGAGCGCCGCCGCCGCGGCGACCGCGGAGGAGACGGGCACGCUGUUCGGGCCCGCGGCCGUGCCGCCGCUCGCCGUGGGGCCGGGAGGCGGCUGGACCAAGCAGGUCACCUGCAGGUAUUUCAUGCAUGGAGUUUGCAAGGAAGGAGACAACUGUCGCUACUCCCAUGACCUGUCCACUAGUCAGUCUGCCAUGGUGUGCAGGUAUUAUCAGCGAGGAUGCUGUGCUUACGGAGAUCAUUGCAGAUAUGAACACACCAAGCCACUGAUACAGGAAGAAGAUGUGACUACUGUGAAUCCAGAUGAAAAAAUUUAUCCCUCAGUAUCUUCAGACCUUGCAUCAUUCCCUGAUGAAACCAUUGAAGAAGAAAUUGUUGAGUUAGAACCUGAAGAUUUAGAUCUGGCAGCUGCAGGAGUAGGUGUUGAAGACUGGGUGAAUGCUGUAGAAUUUGUCCCUGGGCAGCCAUACUGUGGACGUGCUGCUACUUCCUGCACUGAGUUACCCUUGGAUGGAAUGGUGAUUGAGGAAGAAUAUGAGAAGCAGGAAGAAAAUGAGGAGAUGAAGAAGCAGCUAUGCCCCUACGCCGCAGUAGGAGAAUGUCGUUAUGGAGAAAACUGCGUAUAUAUCCAUGGGGAUGUGUGUGAUAUGUGUGGGCUGCAGGUCUUGCAUCCGAUUGAUGCUGCCCAGAGAUCCCAGCACAUAAAGUCUUGCAUUGAAGCUCACGAGAAGGACAUGGAGCUUUCAUUUGCCGUCCAGCGUAGUAAAGACAUGGUGUGCGGGAUAUGCAUGGAGGUGGUGUAUGAAAAAGCUAAUCCUAGUGAGCGCCGCUUUGGGAUCCUCUCCAACUGCAACCACACUUACUGUCUCAAGUGCAUCCGCAAGUGGAGGAGUGCUAAACAAUUUGAGAGCAAGAUUAUAAAGUCCUGCCCAGAAUGUCGGAUCACAUCUAACUUUGUCAUUCCAAGUGAGUACUGGGUGGAGGAGAAGGAAGAGAAGCAGAAACUCAUUCAGAAAUACAAGGAGGCAAUGAGCAACAAGCCAUGCAGGUAUUUUGACGAAGGCCGUGGGAGCUGUCCGUUUGGAGGGAACUGUUUUUACAAACAUGCAUAUCCUGAUGGCCGUCAAGAGGAGCCGCAAAGACCCAAAGUAGGAACGGCAAGUAGAUUUCGGGCCCAGCGAAGGAAUCGGUUCUGGGAGUUCAUCGAGGAGCGAGAGAAUGGUGAUCCAUUUGAGACCGAUGAAGAUGAGGUGGUGACCUUUGAGCUUGGUGAGAUGUUGCUCAUGCUGUUGGCAGCAGGAGGUGAUGAUGAGCUAACAGAUUCCGAGGAUGAGUGGGACUUGUUUCAUGAUGAGCUGGAAGAUUAUUAUGACUUGGAUCUAUAGCACCUGUCAGUGGAGUGUGGACUGUUGUCUUGGCUUCAGGCAGUAGCUAUUACCUGUGGUGUUGUGGCAGUGCCUGUGUUUCUCCUAGGCAGGCCUAUCAAUUCCAGGUGCUGUUGUAAUAACUUUUACCCAGGGUCUGUCUCUUCCCACCCCUCCCAUCCCAGGAGUGUUGUUUUUCCUCUGUUUAAACAAAUAACAAGAAAUCUUCAAAAUGUUAGUUUUUGUAAAAAUGAAUUUAACUGUCAAACAGUUAGCUUAGGUUUGUGCUUCAUCUAUGUACCCAACAGAGCUCACCCAGUUCCAGGGUUAAAGUGUUUACAGGACUUCCACACUCAUUUUGAAGAGCCCAGAUACAAAAAUGAGCAGUGGCCAUGCAGUGGGGAUGUAAAUUGGCUGAUGGCCGUUCUUCUGUCCUUAGAUCAAUAUUUCUGACUUCAGACCAGAUACAAAUAAACCUGUUCUGGCAUCAGCUCCGUUCCAGCCCCCUCAUGUACACAUCUUCAUUUGUGAUUUUGGUCUCUUGUUUACUUGCACAUUACUAUUACUACUGUGUAACCAGAACCAGGUGUGAAUGUUCCGGGUUUUUACUGUGUCUAGCAUGAAAGGAUAAUGUCUUAGUGAAAGGAGAACUUCUAUGUGUAUAUACAGAUAAAUGUAGAGUUGGACCUCAAGGCUGGGGAGACUCUGUAUAAGUUAAAAAUAAUAAGACCACCUUUCAUCCCCUCUUGGUGCAUGAAGUCUAGCCUCCAAUUGGACAUGAAACUGGUUUAGUGGUCUCAGCUCAGUCUUUGCAAUGAUCUUAACUAUCAUGUGUAACUCCUUAAUACACCACCUCUCUUUCAUGUGUAUUAUUAGGGUUGUCCAGGAGCAGAAAUCUGGUUAGCCAAGGUGGGGUCGGAGGAACGCUAGAGAGGCCCCUUUAGCUAUAUUGUUCUUUAAACUUUAGAACUUGGUGCAACCACUUAAGCCGUGAGCUUUCCUAGGAAAUCAGAGUGCCUCUCAGCUGGGUUGAGGUACGCGUGCCCUUCAGCGCCUGAGUUGGGUGGGUUGCCUGGUGAAGCUGUUCGGCUUACGUGAGUUACUGCUUAUGAAGUCAGUCAUGCAGUUUUGGGCUGUAAUUUGCAUUGAGAAAUUACUUUGCCACCAAAGCUCCAGUACAGGAAUUUUAACCUUGCAUUACAUUAUUGCUGUCUUUUAUUGACUCGUGGAUGCCCCGUGAUCUGUUCUCCUGCUGCUCUUGUCCCCUAGACUGCCUCUCCUUUCACUUUUAAUUGGAAUGAGAAAUUGUUCUGAGGUCUACAAUGUAAUGUUUUGCAGCUGCCUUUUGUAAGAAGCACUUUUCCCAAAUAAAAACAAACAAAAAAAACACACAAAAAAAGCAAACAAAAAACCCCCCCAAAAUUAAAUGAGGUCUGUCUGUUCUUUUAAGUUUGAAGCUUCUGUAUUUUAGCUUGAUGAUCUGGGGGGAGGGGUGGCGGUGGCAUGUGUUUGUGUAAUACAAAGGCAUUUGUCACUUAUUCUUAACUCCUGCAGAAUGGUGUCACAGUAACGUGAAGUUUUAACUUUGUUAUAACCUUUCCAAAAAAGCGCCUGUAAUGUAAAGAACACGUUCUGAACGGAUAGCUGAGACCACUGAACAGCCGGAGGAACAGAUCAGCCCUUAGUGAGAACAGAGGUGGCUACUGUCUGCACUAUGGUAUAACUUCUAUUUGUCCUGAGCCAAGUCAGCUGCAGCACGUACUCUAUUGAUAGUUUCCUGUCAUAAUGCUAUUUGUACAGUAAGCCUGAGCAUUGCCUGGGAAUCCACAUGCUUCCUUAAGCCUGUGUGUGUUCAGAAAGAAGUGUUCUGUUGAACUGCAUAAAUACAGUAGUUACCUACUAGAAAUGUACUCAGACUUGUUGAGGAAUGUGACUAUGAAAAGAUGAGCCGAACAGUCUACAACCAUUGUCAGCUUUUCUUUUAAAGGAAACAUAGUAUAUAUUGAAUAAAUACCUAAGAUACAGAAACUGAA
This is a messenger RNA of Oxyura jamaicensis (ruddy duck), 3548 nucleotides long. RefSeq names its product makorin ring finger protein 1 (gene MKRN1). Gene Ontology annotation, biological process: protein polyubiquitination. The transcript has 8 exons. The coding region runs from base 70 to 1536 and encodes 488 amino acids. Lineage: Eukaryota; Metazoa; Chordata; Aves; Anseriformes; Anatidae. The record is from RefSeq and is a predicted model, not a curated record. Gene Ontology annotation, molecular function: metal ion binding; ubiquitin protein ligase activity.